AUGCCUAAUUAUUGGGUUUGGAUUUCUCAUGGAGAAGAUUACGAUAUUCUAAAUAAUUUUUCUGAGGUUCCAGAUGGUUUUAUAGAUACUGGUCAUGAAGAUCCCUUGCAAGCUGAAACUGAUACGGAGCCAGUCAAUCCUUAUGUGGCUAUGGCUUCUGAUGCUUUUCCUCAUAUGGAGGAAGAGCCGAAUGCUGAGGCAAAAAAGUUUUAUAAUAUAUUAGAUGCUGCAAAGCAUCCAAUAUAUAAUGGAUGUAAAGAAGGUCUUUCGCAACUGUCACUAGCAUCUCGACUCAUGAGCUUGAAGACAGAUUAUAAUCUGCCUCAAAACUGUAUGGACUCCAUUUCUCAGAUGAUGCAAGAUUAUUUACCUGAAGGCAACAAUUCAAUGAAUUCAUAUUAUGAUAUAAAGAAGCUUAUGCGGUCGUUGGGUUUGCCUUAUCACAAAAUUGAUGUUUGUCGAGAUAAUUGCAUGAUAUUUUGGAAGGAUGAUGCGAAAGAGGAGAUGUGCAAAUUCUGUAGGAAAGACAGAUUUCGACCUAUUCAGAAGAGUGGGCAGAAAAAGGUUGCAUAUCAACAAAUGUUUUAUUUGCCAAUAGCUGAUAGACUACAAAGACUAUAUCAAUCAGAUAAAACUGCAAAAGAUAUGAGGUGGCAUGCAGAACACACAUCGAAUGCUGGAGAGAUGUGUCAUCCCUCAGAUGGAGAAGCAUGGAAACAUUUUAAUAAGGUAUUUCCUACUUUUGCUGGUGAACCAAGAAACGUGUACCUUGGCUUAUGCACAGAUGGAUUCAGUCCAUUUGGUAUGUCUGGACAUAACUAUUCUCUGUGGCCUGUUAUCAUGACUCCUUAUAAUCUACCACCAGAGAUGUGCAUGAAACAAGAACUUAUGUUUCUAACGAUUCUUGUUCCUGGUCCAAAUCAUCCGAAGAGAAGUCUGGAUAUUUUUCUUCAGCCCUUGAUAGAAGAGUUGAAGGAUUUGUGGAUUAAUGGCAUUCAGACAUAUGAUAUUUCUACCAAGCAAAACUUUCAGUUACGGGCAGUACUUAUGUGGACAAUUAGUGACUUUACAGCUUAUGGUAUGCUUUUUGGGUGGACAACUCAUGGUCGACUGGCAUGUCCGUAUUGUAUGGAUCAGACAGAUGCAUUUCAGUUGAAAAAUGGUAGAAAAACAAGUUGGUUUGAUUGUCAUCGACGUUUUUUACCGGCUGAUCAUAGCUAUAGGAGGAACAAGAAGAACUUCAAAAGAGGAAGGGUUGUUGUUGAUGGUCCACCUGAAAUACUUACAGGCGAGGAAAUCUGGAAUGAAGUCAGUCAGUUGCCAAAAACAGUUGGUUGCAGAGGAAACCAUGGGAAAUUAAAAGGAUACGGUGAAACUCACAAUUGGCAUAAGCAGAGUAUAUUUUGGGAGCUACCAUAUUGGAAAGACCAUAAACUUCGUCAUAAUCUUGAUGUGAUGCAUAUUGAAAAAAACUUUUUUGAUAACAUCAUCAAUACUUUGUUGAAUGUGCAAGGGAAGACGAAAGAUAAGAUCCAAUCACGACUUGAUUUGGCAGAGUAUUGUAAUCGCAAAGAGCUGCAUUUAACAGCUGAUGGAAAGGCACCAGUCCCCAUUUUUAGACUGCAAAACGAUGUGAAAACAACUUUUCUAAAAUGGCUCGAAAAAGAUGUGAAAUUCUCUGAUGGAUAUGCAUCAAGUCUAUCCAAAUGUGUUGAUUUAUCAAGUGGGAAAUUAACAGGAAUGAAAAGUCAUGAUUGUCACAUUUUAAUGCAACGGCUACUUCCAGUUGCAUUUGCCGAGCUGAUGGAUAAAUCAGUUCAUGAAGCACUAUCAA
Messenger RNA from Brassica rapa (field mustard), 1834 nucleotides. RefSeq lists its product as uncharacterized. The record is from RefSeq and is a predicted model, not a curated record. Lineage: Eukaryota; Viridiplantae; Streptophyta; Magnoliopsida; Brassicales; Brassicaceae.